Aricia agestis (brown argus) is the source of this 1315-nucleotide messenger RNA. RefSeq names its product transcriptional adapter 2-alpha (gene Ada2a). The transcript has a single exon. Gene Ontology annotation, cellular component: nucleus; SAGA-type complex. The record is from RefSeq and is a predicted model, not a curated record. Bases 14 to 1297 code for a protein of 427 amino acids. Lineage: Eukaryota; Metazoa; Arthropoda; Insecta; Lepidoptera; Lycaenidae. Gene Ontology annotation, biological process: regulation of transcription by RNA polymerase II; chromatin remodeling. Gene Ontology annotation, molecular function: protein binding; transcription coactivator activity; chromatin binding.
CCACCUGCGGACAAUGGCCAACGAUAUACUCCAGGUGAACUGCGACGCGUGCGCGGAGAUCGCGCACGAGCCCUACAUAGAGUGCUGCGAGUGUGACAGCAACUUGUGCCAGAGCUGCUUCGCGUCCGGGCGUGAAGUGGGACCUCAUAAAAACGAUCACAAAUACUCGAUACGGAGGAACGACUUCCCGCUAUUCGACAACUGCAACUGGUCUGCUAAGGAGGAGUGCAAACUGUUGUCAGCUAUGUCAAUGUAUGGAUUCGGUAACUGGGAGGAGAUAGCAAAGUGUGUGCAAACGCGAUCUAAACUAGAAUGCCAAGAACAUUACAAGAAGUAUUUCAUUGAGAAUGUACAGUGCGAGGAGUUGAAAUUGAUUCCGGAAACAGAGCAGUCUGUUUUUCCAAAAAUAUUGACACCUUACCUAUACAAUACAGACCUGUGCACUAACCCACCGAGAAAUAACCAAUCUGACCACUCCCUAGCAGGCUACAAUGCUUAUAGAUCAGAAUUCGAAUUAAGCUAUGAUAAUAAUGCGGAAAGUAUCUUUAGUAUAGAGGACAGCUACUCAGAUGACGAGGAUGACGAUUGUAUAGAUGCUUUAAAAGUUAGUCUACUGAACGCUUUAAAUACUAGAUUAAGAGAAAGGCAGAGAAGGUACAAAAUUAUACAGAACCAUGGGUUGAUAAUGACAAACAAGUUGCUGGCGUGGCUCAUAAGAUUUGAUAGCACAAUAUCGAGAACAAACAGCGAGAGGUUACUGUCUUUUAUGCAGUUUAUGACCGGUAUGCAAUUUGAUGCAUUUAUGGAGAGUAUUAGUCUUCAGGAAGAAACAAUGCAAAGGCUAUACAAAUUAUGUGAAUAUAGGAAGCUUGGGAUACGCACAUUGCAUUCCGCUAGGCUUUACCAACAACUAAAGGUGAAUAAUGAUGACAUGAACAAGGAGCAAAGGCAUGCUACAUUAGUUAUGAUAAAGGACUUCGACAGUUACACAACAAAAAGCAAGCUUAUGUUUAGCAAAGGCAAGAGAUUGAAGAGAUCUGCCAUACCGCUAGAUAUAACCGACUUGCCUGGAUACUUUCAACUGUCGGCCAAUGAGAAAUCUUUGUGUUCCAACGUCAGACUUUUACCAAAUAACUAUACGGAAAUGAAGAAGCUGCUAAUAGCGGAAAACAAUAAACUCGGAUCAUUGAAACUACUAGAUGCACGUAGAAUACUCAAAAUAGAUGUAAAUAAAACUCGGAAAAUAUAUGAUUUUCUGAUAACAGAAGGUUUUAUAAGUAAACCUUUUCAACAGUAACAAACUACAAAGCUACCG